AUGCCGCCUUGUCCAGCAGGCACCAGGUUCAGCGCAAUCGUAAAGGCGUGCGUUCACGAAGGCAGCGACUUAGACGACUGCAUACCGGAUAGUGAAGUUACAACCACCGGUCCGCUAUCUGUCGAAGAACGUUGCGACAUGUUUGGCGGCAUCAUCGCCCACCCGACGGAGUGCCAGGCGUACUACAACUGCAGCGUUCGCUAUCAGGACGUACCUCGUUUGCUGGAGCAACACAUGGUCGAGUGUCCGUACCCAAAGCUCUUCAACGCGGAUUCGGAGCAGUGUGAACAUUUUGAAAACGGGACUUGUGGAUCUAGGCAAGAAUUUAAAGACGCUUGCGACUACAGACUGAAUAAAUGUGUGGCAGCCCAUUGUAUUCCUUGCAAUGUCCGGCUCGGCAACUGCGUUGGAAAACCCGACGGUCUUGCCCCGCACGAGGCGAAACUGUGGAGUCCUUACUAUGUCGUCUGCUAUAAAGAACGCGCCGUGGAGCACAACACGUGCCCACCAGACGCUGGGGGCCAGACGCAGUUUUUCCAUCCGGUAUUGAACCAAUGUGUUUCCAACUAGAUGCUCCCGCGAGAGCACGAAGGUUAAUUGCCGGCGUGAAAAAGCACACAUAACAUUCGUUGGAUAAAGUGAAAAACUAGUUUUAAAUUUAAUAACGCAGACACGCAAACUAUAUUGUUUAAAGAUAUUGUUUUACAUUCAUUUUAAUGGAAAAAUAAAAGAUCUAUACGAGAAUCACACUUUCAAUCACAGCUAAUGUUUGAACUUAAAAACGGAUUCAUAUUAUUACGUCAUCAUUGCACAAAAGUACGUCGAUUUUUCGUUUUAAUUUAAUUCCAUCUGUAUAAACUAUACCAUUUCAAAUAGCAUUUAACGGAAGAAA
Molecule: messenger RNA, 892 nt
Organism: Dreissena polymorpha
Lineage: Eukaryota; Metazoa; Mollusca; Bivalvia; Myida; Dreissenidae
Exons: 3
Coding region: 1-570 (189 amino acids)
Cellular component (GO): extracellular region
Molecular function (GO): chitin binding
Source: RefSeq, a predicted model, not a curated record